Phaedon cochleariae (mustard beetle) is the source of this 2752-nucleotide messenger RNA. Lineage: Eukaryota; Metazoa; Arthropoda; Insecta; Coleoptera; Chrysomelidae. The record is from the annotation of a GenBank genome assembly.
AUGGUCACAUGGCAUGACAUAUACUGUGGUCAUUACGACCAAGUUGAACUUUUUGAUAAAACUACAUUCCAUGAGGACAACGCUAAAUUCUGGGUGGGCCGCGGCCCGAAGCCCUCCCCGCAGGGCGUCCGUGUGCCCGACGAGAACGGUAAGGAGACGCCCCUGCGUAGGUACGACGGCAAGACGGUGGUGCUCACCCUGCCUGGCGACCUCACGGUGUUCGACAUCGGCCAUUUUGGCGUGUGGUGCGAGCAGUUCACCGUCGACUUCGGCCACGUGACCAUCCCGCAGGGGCUGAACGCGCCGCCGUCGCUGAGGAUGCUGGGAGUGAGCCCGCAGAAGGUACAGCAACAUCGACAAGACACCAUUCAGAAUAAAGUAUCAAGGCCAUUGGUGGGGGGACACUUGCAGCCAACAACGUUCCGACCUCCUUCCCCUUUCAGUUCAAUUAGUAGAAGAAACGAUUAUCAACCACAACAGUACAUAACCCAACAAGAGGUAGUACUUGCCCAGAACCAAGUAGAUCAAGCGUAUAGAGCACGAGCACUAGCACUAGAGAACAUCCCUGCGCAACAAUUGUAUCACCAGCAGCCACCAUUGAACCAUAUUCAACCUCAUAUCCAGCAAUAUCAGGCUCAAGCUCAACAUCGUUUAGAUGUCAGACAUCAACCUCAAGUGGAGCUGCAACCGUUUAAUCAACAGCAAAUUCAUUCACAGUCGGGUGAUCUAGUGCAGCUGCAACAUCAACCUAUCAGUCAACAUCGUAUUCAUCAGUUAGGCAAUCAAAUCCAGUCUCAAUACCAGUUGAUCAAUCAAGUGCAGCAGCCUCAAAUCAAUAAUUUGCAUGCCCAAUCACAACUCAAUGGGGUUUCGUCACAACCUUCAUAUAUUCAGCAGAGCAGGCAGGCUCAGAAUCAUCCUCAAAUAAAUCAACCUUCCAACCAAAUUCUCGAUUCCAAUACUCAGACCAAUAGAUUCUUUCAACAGCAAAUUGUGAAUGUCAGUCCACAACAACAGCAGCAGCAACCAAGUAAUCUGGCCAGUGUCAAUCAAAGACAGUAUCAAGAGCAGCUAGCUUAUGAUCAGUAUUUGCAGGCACGAAGGCAUCAGGAAGAAGAAUAUUUGAGGAAUCAAUUGUCAAGGCAACACAAUAGGUUCGAUUCGCCUAGUCACCAAAAUUUCAAUUUAUACGGAUAACAGGGUUUCGUAUUCUGUUUGAAGAUAUAAUCCCUGGAAUGAGCUUUAUACUUUGUGUUAAAUGAUUAUUUAUUUUCUAUUUAUGAAUAUUUUUCAUAUUGGACAGUAUUAUAAAAUUCUCACAAGUAGAUAUAGUCACUAUUGAACAUUUGCUGGCAUUUUCCAGGCAAACAUAAUAAUUAUUUAUACGGGGUGUUCCAUUUACGCAUCCGCCUAAUCCAGGAUAUGAUGAAUUAGGAAUUUGAAAAAAAUGUAUUUAGAAACGGAACAAAUGUCGAUCGUUCAUAAACUCAUACAUAUAGAUAUUCAACAUUGAACAAGUUUGUGAAUAUAUAGUUUCACUUCUCCAGAUUUUUUGGGAAUUGUGUCUGGUCUUUUCUAAUAAAUUGAAUAUGAGUAAUAUUUCAAUAAGAAUAUUUUACGAUGCAAUAAAGACAAAUGAGAUGAUCUCUUUCACUUCCAAGAUGUCACUGCGUACAAAAAUUUCACUAUCAUAGGGAAACUAAUAAAUGAGAAAUUCGAUAAAUAGUCAGUCGAAAUCAUAUCGAAUUUUUACUUAGAAUUGCCUUUGAUUAUCCGCCUACUCACACCUCUCUGACAGAAAUUGAUACAUAUAAGUGGGUUACAGGAUAUUUUCAUUAAUUGAUCUUGAAUAUACCAUUUUCAAAUUGAGAUUUUAGGAGUGCAUAUAAUAUUUUAUCUAUAUUAACUGGAGAGGGAGCAAUAUUAUGGUAUCCAUUCGAAAGAACGCAAACGGAUUCUUAUGGUGUUUUUGCAUUUUUCUUUUUUUUUCUAUGAUUUCAAUGAUAUUUUAGUCUACCAUCAACUGUCCAUUUUCAACAGUGAUUAGACGAGUGGUGGUAAUCUUUUGAUAAUUUCAAGUUGAUGCUGUAGCUAUAGAAAUCUCACGAGUGGAGGAAGUCCACAUGUAGGAUUUCUCAGUAGCAACAAAGACAAGUCCUAAUCUAGUUGAAAUUAUGAGAACAAAAUCACCACCACCGCGUAAAUAAAAUUCUUCGAUGAUUUUCGAAAUCUGAGCCAAAAUUUGGUGAAUUUUCGAUAUAUCUACAUUCCUCUUCUUCAAAUAUUUUUUAAAACAAGGUAUCGAUUGAAUUUGUCUUUCAGGCUCUCUGAUAGUGGAAUUUUCAAAAGUAGUGACAUUUUGGGGAAAAGAUUGAAAGAUAUCACCAUAUUUUCGAUCGAAGAAAACGGGGAAGAAAUGCCAAACAAUCUAGAGAAAUGAAAAUGUUACCUCCUAGGUUAACAUACAGACAGUAUUCAUAUUUCAGCCUGGGACAUCUUAUAUGUUCUAAGUAUUCUCAACUAUGUAUUUUCAUUUAUUUGGAGUCAAUCAAUUAUAGCUCAACCCAAUAAGUUCUUGCCAUUUGCAUCGCAGUUCAAUUUAUGAGGCCAGUUCUAAUAUAUGUAUUCAUAUUCAUUUAUUUUACAUAAUAUAUCGUAAAUAUUAUUUUUAAUGUAUAUAUAUUUUUUAUGUAAAAUUUAUUUUUUAUAAAAUUGUAUAGUUUAUUUCAUACUUUUGCAAUAAAGCAUUCAU